This is a messenger RNA of Ostrinia furnacalis (Asian corn borer), 306 nucleotides long. RefSeq lists its product as uncharacterized. The transcript is spliced from 2 exons. NCBI's taxonomy places the organism in Eukaryota, Metazoa, Arthropoda, Insecta, Lepidoptera, Crambidae. The annotation marks the transcript as partial. The record is from RefSeq and is a predicted model, not a curated record.
GAAGCGGGCAGUAUAUCCCCAGGCCCAAGACACGGCACUGCUUCCUGAGGAGUUUGGGCGAGCUGAGAAACCUGCGUGUGCUUGCUCUGGAGUACUCGCACAUCGCCGACGGAACUGGGGGAGCUCUGAUUUCCUUGCUACCGGUCCUGAAGAGACCACACUUUCGAUUGCAGUUGAUGUGCCGGGAAGACCAGACCCCGGGUCGAGCUGACGCCGCGCUGGGCACAGGCGGCUACGACAUCCCGGACACGGCCUGGCGACGCGUCACCAUCGCCUGCCCAGACCUGUAUUUGCUGAUGUCAUUCU